Molecule: messenger RNA, 608 nt
Organism: Mya arenaria
Lineage: Eukaryota; Metazoa; Mollusca; Bivalvia; Myida; Myidae
Product: integumentary mucin C.1-like
Exons: 3
Coding region: 100-438 (112 amino acids)
Source: RefSeq, a predicted model, not a curated record
AUAUAAAGCAAGUUCUUUAAUCAUCCUCAUUAAUAAAAGAAAUUGGACGGGGUUAUUUUGCAAUUAAAUUCUUAAUAAUAAUAAUUUUUGCUCGACGUCAUGGAAAAGUAUAUUUUGAGGGGAACAUUGUUGAUAUAUGUUCUGCUAAUGGUACGACCCGAAACGCUAGCAAUGACAACAACAACAGCAACAGACUCAACAACAACAACAACAACAACAACAACAACAACAACACCAACAUCACCACCAGCAACAACAACAACAACAACAACAACACUAAUGACAACACCAGCAGCUACAGCAACGGCAACAGCUACAACAACGACCGCCAAUGCAGCAACUACAGAACCUGGGAAUGGGAGCGCACGCCAUGGAAUUACAUUGCCGACAUCAGUGCUUAUUACGUCCCUUUAUCUAUUUGUAUUAUUUUGUAUUUAAGACUAAGGGAAGCAAUCUUGGAGUUGAGGUUGUGUUUCCUUGAUGUAUUGCAUUUUUUCAAAUACUUGGAUUUUAAAUAUAUUCUGUUUUGUAAGCCAUGUGUGUCAUAUUAUGUAGUUGUAGUACAGUGCGUAAAAGACUUUAAAUAUAAUAAACUAGCAGAAUAGUUA